Ilex paraguariensis (yerba mate) is the source of this 1044-nucleotide messenger RNA. NCBI's taxonomy places the organism in Eukaryota, Viridiplantae, Streptophyta, Magnoliopsida, Aquifoliales, Aquifoliaceae. The record is from the annotation of a GenBank genome assembly.
AUGUUCCAAAUGUGUGGCUAUCGUAUCGUCCCUAAAUCUUCAGCAGCAUCGGUUUCUCUAUUCAUUGAGGAAAAGGGCACUGAAGCCUUUCCCAGAAUAGGGUUGAAAGAAGAUGAGUUUCUGGUAUUGCUUCUUCAUGCUGCAGUUACUCUUAUUAACAGCUGCACGAUUGAACAGCUGGAGAAGAUCCCAAGGAAGCUCUCUGAAAGUUUACUGCUUUAUUUUAAAAAGCUAUGGGCAGAUGCACAUAAACAGAUGUUAUGUGGGAACAUUCUGAAAUUUAACCAGGGGAGACAUUCUUAUGUAACCAAUAUCAGAACAAAUACUCUAGCAGAAAACAUUUUCAGGCUCUCCAUAAAUGCUGGGCAAUUCACAAGACCUUCCAACUUCAAGAAAGUCGAGAGAAGCAUUUUCAGUUCAAGUGGGACUACUUUUGAAGAUUUUGUGUUGAACCAUUGGGAGGUAUCUCCUUUGCUUAUGAGGAGGCCUUCAAAAGCUUUGACUAAAGAAGAUGAUAUUUUCAGUUCGUUUCUACAACAUCUUAGCUCUGAAGGAGUUCUUUCUUUUAUUCAUUCAAUCCUCCAAAAUCUUACUUCUUGUCCAGCAAUAGCUUCGGAUGAGCUAAGUGUCCUUAGUUUUCUGAAGGAGGUGGAAAAUCAUCUAGGAUGUCCCAUAAUUUACCAACAGGACAUUCGGGUCCUAAAAACAGAGCAUUCAGAAAGAGAGAUGCAUUACUUUCAGGAGUGUUUAGGGUCUAGUUGCUCCCAGGCUCCUCAUUUUCUCUAUAUGGACAAUGUUUUGAGAUGUAAAGAAGCAUACAAAGAGGGAUACACAAUUACACUGCGUGGCAUGGAGUUUCGCUUUGAAAGUAUUGCUGCUAUUGCGGAUGGGUUAGCAUCUCUGUUUGGUCAACCAUCGGCAGGUGUGAAUAUGUACCUGACACCACCUGAUUCUCAAGGUUUGGCUCGUCACUAUGAUGAUCACUGUGUGCUUGUAUGUCAACUUCUUGGAGUCAAAAAAUGGAAAGUUUUUUCCUCAGUAUAG